AUCGCAUAAUCGUAAAAAAUCAAUUCAUUUAUUUCUAUUGUAAAUUUUGAACUAAAUAACAUUAUAUACAAGUCCAAACUGUUACAACUAUAACUUAUAUAAGCAAAUUAAUUGAUCACAUUAAUUUUUAUGAUUUCUUCCUUCUGCGAGCCAGUCAUCAUACAUCAAACUUACGUUGAUCUGUCGUUUGAUCUAAACGUAUCACAACUAUUAUUUUCCCUAUAUAUAUAUAUAUAUAUACACCUAGUAUACCUGACAUGGCGAAUUGAUUUGAACAAAUGUAUCUUUACGGUGUACGAUUAUGUACAAUGAACAACUCAUCACGAGGUCUGCUCCUUUGUCGUGCCACCCCACCACACACGAAACACACGGAGGUGGGACGUUGUGUCGAGUGUUGAAUUAGAUUCAGUAAAGUAAGUCGAUGAGUGCGCGCUGGUCGGUCCGGUUAUUGUGCAGAAUCGUGCUGGAUCGCUGUUUUGUUAUGUAAUUCUCCCCCUCUUUCCUUCCUUCCAAUUUUAUUUUUCCGCUCCCAUCCUCCCUUCCGAAAAACUCUCCCUCUUUUCGCAAAGAUCGCCAGAGAUCGAAAUUCUAUCGAUCGAAAUCUCUUGUGUUUUCCUUUUCUCUUUUCUCUCUCUCUCUCUCUCUCUCUCUCUCUUUCUUCUAUUUCUCCUUUUCUUUUCUUUUCUUUUUUUUCUUCUUUUUUGAAUAUCUGCUGCUCCGUCAGGGACAAAACGUAACUCGCCUUCAGAAUGGGGGCGAUGUUCAGGAGCGAGCAGAUGGCGCUCUGCCAGCUGUUCAUUCAGCCAGAGGCGGCCUAUCUUUCUGUUUCCGAGCUUGGAGAAACGGGCACGGUGCAGUUUCGUGAUCUCAACGGCGAUGUGAAUUAUUUUCAACGGAAGUUCGUGAACGAGGUGCGUCGAUGCGACGAGAUGGAGAGGAAACUUCGAUACAUCGAGGCCGAGGUGAGGAAAGACGGAGUGCCGAUCGUCGACAACCUCGCGGAACUACCACGGGCACCGAAUCCGCGUAUGAUCAUAGAUCUCGAGGCCCAUCUCGAGGAAACGGAGAACGACAUAUUAGAGCUGAGCCAAAACGCGGUGAACCUGAAGAGUAACUACCUCGAGUUGACGGAAUUACGGCAUGUGCUCGAGAAGACCCAAGUAUUUUUCACGGAGAAUCAAGAUUCGUAUCUUCUUCUAUAUCAACAGGAAGAGGCCAAUGACUCGAUCACCAGGACGCUAAUAAACGAGGAACCACAGAAUCCGAACACGACGAUUAGGGGACGUCUUGAAUUCGUUGCUGGGGUAAUAAACCGGGAACGAGUACCAGCUUUCGAGAGAAUGUUGUGGCGAAUAUCCCGUGGAAAUGUGUUUCUGCGCCAGGCUGAGCUUGACAAACCAUUAGAAGAUCCAGCUACUGGCAAUCAGAUAUUUAAAACGGUGUUCGUCGCAUUUUUCCAAGGAGAACAGCUGAAGAGCCGCAUAAGAAAAGUCUGCACCGGUUUCCACGCCUCUUUGUAUCCAUGCCCGCAUAGCCACGCGGAACGUCAAGAAAUGGUCAAAGGCGUUCGAACGAGACUGGAAGAUUUAAACUUGGUUUUGAAUCAAACGCACGAUCAUCGUCAACGCGUUUUACACAACGUAGCCAAGGAAUUGCCCAAUUGGGGUAUCAUGGUUCGAAAGAUGAAGGCGAUUUAUCACACGAUGAAUCUGUUCAACGUUGACGUAACAAAAAAGUGCCUUAUAGGAGAAUGUUGGGUACCUGUAUCGGAUCUUACCAUCGUUAGAGACUGCCUUAACGAAGGAUCGCGUCUCUGCGGUAGUUCGAUACCAUCUUUCCUCAAUGUUAUCUACACGAACGAAAACCCUCCGACGUUUAACAGGACGAACAAGUUCACCAGAGGUUUUCAAAACUUGAUCGACGCGUAUGGCGUGGCAUCGUAUCGCGAAGCUAAUCCAGCCCUUUAUACGAUUAUCACUUUCCCCUUUCUAUUUAGCAUCAUGUUCGGCGAUUUUGGACAUGGUAUAAUUAUGACUCUGUUCGCUCUGUUUAUGAUCGUGAAGGAGAAGAAGUUUAUGGCUGAAAAAACAACGAACGAAAUUUGGAAUAUAUUUUUCGCCGGACGUUACAUUAUACUUCUCAUGGGUUUGUUUUCCAUUUACACUGGCAUCAUCUAUAAUGACGUAUUCUCAAGAUCAAUAAACAUAUUCGGGUCUAGUUGGGACAUACGGUUCGACAAUAAAACAAUCAUGACUAAUGAGCUUAUGGAAUUGGACCCGGCUAAAAAAGAUUACAAACAAUACCCUUAUCCAUUGGGUAUGGAUCCAGUUUGGGUGCUUGCCGAGAACAAGAUCAUAUUCUUAAAUUCGUACAAAAUGAAGCUGUCCAUCAUCUUCGGUGUCGUGCAUAUGAUAUUUGGCGUGUUCAUGAGUACCAUUAAUAUUAUACAUUUCAAGAAAUACUCGAGCCUUUUCUUAGAAUUCUUGCCACAACUGCUUUUCCUUAUUGUAUUAUUUCUCUACCUGGUAGUCUUAAUGUUUGUUAAAUGGGUUUUAUAUAGUCCCACCUCGCCAGACAUGGCGUAUACUCCUGGCUGUGCACCAUCGAUAUUGAUCACGUUUAUUAAUAUGAUAUUGCGGGGUCAUAGCCAAGUGCGAGAAGGUUGUUCAGAGUAUAUGUUUCCGGGCCAGACCACUCUUCAGCUUGCUUGUGUCAUAAUUGCCGCGUUAUGCGUGCCCGUCAUGCUGUUUGGAAAACCACUUUUUUUCUUAUUGCACAAAAAAAACGUAGAGACGGGGAAAGUCCUGAGUGAUGGAAUCGCGUCCCAAGAUAUUGAAUUGCAAACUAAAGGGUUGCAAAAUAACCCGUCGACCAGCGGGGCAACCGAUGAACACGAAGACGAGUCGUUCGGUGAAAUAAUGAUACACCAGGCAAUUCACACUAUUGAAUACGUUCUCUCAACGAUAUCACACACUGCCUCUUACCUACGUUUGUGGGCUUUGUCGUUGGCCCACGGACAACUUUCCGAAGUUUUGUGGUCGAUGGUUCUACGCAAGGGUUUACUCGCUGCCGAGGGUAAUUAUAUAUCGGCCAUCAUGUUAUUUUUCGUGUUCGCCGCGUGGGCCUCUUUCACCGUUGCCAUUCUUGUCAUGAUGGAAGGCCUGUCAGCCUUCCUUCACACGCUUCGACUUCACUGGGUGGAGUUUAUGAGCAAAUUCUACGAUGGCCAAGGUUAUCCUUUUCAACCAUUUUGUUUUAAAUCUAUUCUAGAUGCCGAAGAUUCCGAAGACUAGACUACUGCUGUGAUCCUCAGCAAUAAUUAUAAUUAGAUAUAUCUAUCGUGUUAAACGGAAAGACUUGUUUUUAUUUUAUAAACAAAUUAACAAAUAUCGAACGAAUUAUAUACAUUGGAAGGAUAUGUUUUUGAAAAUUUUUAAACUAAGUAUUUUUGACGAAAAAAAUUUCUUUACACUUAACCAGAUUGUGCUUAUAUAAAAUAUCAUUGCAAGAGAAAUUUUUAAUCGAAGAUAUUUGUAUCCUUUUUAAUUCAAACAAGAUAAAUUUUUAGAUAAUCGUUAGGUUAACAAUAUUCGAUGUGUCUCGUAUCGAUUGUAGAAAUUUAUUAAUACGAUAAGCUUUCGAUAUCUUUUUUGAAGAUAUAUUCUUUUUUCGAAAUUAAUUGCUUUCGAAACUUAUUAUAUUAUCAUAUGUACUUGGUGUACGUUGAAAAAUAAUGAUGCCUAUGUUAAAUUUUUAUGUAAAUGAUAGAACGAAACAUUAAGAGAUAAUGAAAAUGUUUUAAACAAAUAUAACGUUUUUUUAAAAAUUAUAUAAGAAAUAUUUAUUAGUUAAUCAAUUUCCAAUGUUUUUUUAAUACACGAUUUUUCCUAUAAUUUUUUUUAACACGAUUAAAGGCACAUGAAAAUUGUAAACCAGAUAAAACUAGUAAGUUCCCCGAAUUAAGAAUAUUAUUCUCUGAUUUGUUUUAAACGAACAUAUCGUCGAUAAGUACACAUCUCGUUCAUUCCAUUCUUCAUUGUCGAAAUGUGACACUACGAUAAAAGUAUAAUAUGAUAAUUUACCAUAUUAUAUUUGCAUAUUAUUAUACUAGGAUUAUUAUGUAGAGAGAAAGAGAGGAAAGAAAAUAAAGGAGGAGAAAGAUAAAAAUUUGAGAAGGAUGGCGGGAAUGUACAUUCUAUGUUACUAGAGUACAAAUUAUCGAAAGUGAUUGCGAAAAGUAUUCAUCUUGAAACUAAUAAGAAGUGGUGUCGUUAGAGAUGUAUCCAAUAUAGAUAUUAAUGUAAUAUCUGAAAACAGUGCGAUGCAAAUAUAUAUAAAAAUAUAUUUUACCAAUA
This is a messenger RNA of Apis laboriosa (Himalayan honeybee), 4355 nucleotides long. It is a transcript of the gene Vha100-2, whose product is annotated as V-type proton ATPase 116 kDa subunit a1-like. Bases 750 to 3293 code for a protein of 847 amino acids. Gene Ontology annotation, biological process: proton transmembrane transport; vacuolar acidification. Gene Ontology annotation, molecular function: ATPase binding; proton-transporting ATPase activity, rotational mechanism. Gene Ontology annotation, cellular component: vacuolar proton-transporting V-type ATPase, V0 domain; plasma membrane; vacuolar proton-transporting V-type ATPase complex. NCBI's taxonomy places the organism in Eukaryota, Metazoa, Arthropoda, Insecta, Hymenoptera, Apidae. The record is from RefSeq and is a predicted model, not a curated record. The transcript is spliced from 14 exons.